Molecule: messenger RNA, 2095 nt
Organism: Anguilla rostrata (American eel)
Lineage: Eukaryota; Metazoa; Chordata; Actinopteri; Anguilliformes; Anguillidae
Gene: rragca
Product: Ras-related GTP binding Ca
Exons: 7
Coding region: 216-1358 (380 amino acids)
Biological process (GO): cellular response to starvation; negative regulation of autophagy
Cellular component (GO): lysosome; Gtr1-Gtr2 GTPase complex; nucleus
Molecular function (GO): GTPase activity; GTP binding
Source: RefSeq, a predicted model, not a curated record
CGCGGUGGAUUUCGUUGAAAGGGAAACACGGGGACGCAAAGAUUUAAAGGAGUAGAGAGAGAACUCUAGCUUGUUCUGGGGUAGAUUAGUUGGACAGGCAUUAAACAAAUACUUACAAGGCUCUCUUUCGUCGGCGGUCUGUGGUGGAGGGUGGCAUUCGCGAAUAAAACGAGGGAAUAGGGGGGGAUCGGGGAGGCUAGCAUUGUCGGGUCAAAAUGUCUAUUCAGUUCGAGGAGCCGCUGGCGGGUAGCUACGGGGUAGUGGACUCGUUCCCAAAAGAUUUUGGCUACGGGGUGGAAGAGGGGGACAUCGAGGAUAGCCCGGCACCCUCAGACAGCAAGCCAAGGAUACUGCUAAUGGGACUACGACGGAGUGGCAAGUCUUCUAUUCAGAAGGUGGUGUUCCACAAGAUGUCGCCCAACGAGACUCUUUUCUUGGAGAGCACCAACAAGAUCUACAAGGACGACAUCUCCAACAGCUCCUUCGUCAACUUCCAGAUCUGGGACUUCCCUGGCCAGGUCGACUUCUUCGACCCCACCUUUGACUAUGAGAUGAUUUUCAGGGGUACGGGGGCUUUGAUAUUUGUCAUUGACGCACAGGACGAUUACGUGGAGGCGCUCGGGAGGCUGCACCUCACGGUGUCGCGGGCCUACAGGGUGAACCCCGAGAUCAACUUCGAGGUCUUCAUCCACAAGGUGGACGGUCUCUCCGACGACCACAAGAUAGAGACCCAGAGAGACAUCCACCAGAGAGCCAACGACGACCUGGCGGACGCCAGCCUCGACAAGCUCCACCUUAGCUUCUACUUGACGAGUAUCUACGAUCACUCCAUCUUCGAGGCCUUCAGUAAAGUGGUGCAGAAACUCAUCCCACAGCUGCCCACUCUGGAGAACCUGCUCAACAUCUUUAUAUCUAAUUCAGGGAUAGAGAAGGCCUUCCUGUUCGACGUGGUGAGCAAGAUCUACAUCGCCACCGACAGCUCCCCCGUGGACAUGCAGUCGUACGAGCUGUGCUGCGACAUGAUCGACGUGGUCAUCGACGUGUCCUGCAUCUACGGGCUGAAGGAAGAUGGCAGCGGCAGCGCCUACGAUAAGGAGUCCAUGGCCAUCAUCAAACUGAACAACACCACUGUCCUGUACCUGAAGGAGGUCACCAAGUUCCUGGCGCUGGUCUGCAUCCUCAGAGAAGAGAGCUUUGAGCGGAAAGGUUUAAUAGACUACAAUUUCCACUGUUUCCGCAAAGCCAUCCACGAGGUGUUUGAGGUGGGCGUGUCCACGCAGCGGUUGGGCACCCUGCAGCCCAGCACGCCCAGCCUGAAGGCGGUCACGCACAACGGCACCCCCCGGAGCACCGUGUAGAGGCCUCCACGAGCGAGCGAGAGAGAGAGAGAGAGAGAGAGAGGGGGAGAGACGGACAGACAAACGGACAGAGACAGAAGGACGCGGGCACCUUCGUGCCAUCGUGCUGACUUAACUCCUCGGCCUCACAGCCUUGGGCUGCAGAGAAAAGCUGCAAGCUACAAAAAAAAAAGAAAGAAAAAAAGAAAAAAAAAGGAAAAAGAAAAAAAAAGGAAACUGGGGGAAAAAAAAUUGUAUCACAGACCAUGUUGUGGCCUGAAACUGAUGUACAGAUGUGUUGGAAGGAGGGGGGGUUUGGAGUGAGCUUCGAACGGAAGGGAAACGGUGGCGGGGAGCGGGAGGAAGUGGCGGGAUUCGGAGACUGCGAAACUGGCGCGAGGCACAGACACACCGCUCUACUGAAAGGGGGGCAGGGGAAGAGAAACCCAAAGUACAGUAAACCCCCCACCAACCCGCCCCCCCACCCCAAUGCCUGAUAGAGCUCAGCGGUUAAUGGGCUGUUCACCUUAGAAACGUGCGACUGAUUUACUCCUCAUUGAAGGGGGGGGGCGCACACACACACACACUGUGUCUAAUGGGGAUAUGUUAAGUGUGUGACCUCCUGCACACUGGAUCUCAUGCACCUCUAGGAAAUGUAGUAGUAUCCUGCCUAAUGCCAGCUGUCACUCAAACUCACGUAUACACGCACACCUGCCUUUUAAAAAUGUAUACCCCACCCCUCCACCCAAAAAAAACAA